Messenger RNA from Drosophila sechellia, 708 nucleotides. RefSeq names its product zinc carboxypeptidase A 1. Bases 1 to 708 code for a protein of 235 amino acids. Gene Ontology annotation, molecular function: metallocarboxypeptidase activity; zinc ion binding. Lineage: Eukaryota; Metazoa; Arthropoda; Insecta; Diptera; Drosophilidae. Gene Ontology annotation, biological process: proteolysis. The transcript is spliced from 2 exons. The record is from RefSeq and is a predicted model, not a curated record.
AUGAAUUUCAACAAGCCAUUCCAGCAUUACUGGACGUCAAAGGAGCAGGACAACGACGUGGACAGAGUCUCCUCCACAGGCAGCAGCAUUCCACAUCCGCCAAAGCCUGGAUAUAUUCCGAAGCCCUUAUAUGGAGCUACCUUCGUUGGUAAUCCCAUCAAAACGUUUUUGCCACUCGACCUAGUAAUUAUUCUCAUAAGUGGAGGUCUAGGAACUCCAGUCCGUUCUCGACCACAAUAUCAGACGGAUGAUUAUUACACUUACGAAGAGAUACAGGACUACCUAAAUGGACUGGCCAAAAGCUAUACCAGGCAAGUGAAAUUGACGAACGUUGGAAAAACCUACGAGAACCGGAACCUCACCACCAUUACAAUAUCAAACGGAGAUGGGCGGAAACACAAGAACGUCAUCUUUAUAGAUGCCGGAUUUCAUGCCAGAGAAUGGCUAACUCAUACGGCAGCCCUUAAUAUCAUCGAUAAGUUGGUUGUGAUCUACGAAGAGAACAAGCAACUCCUGGUGGACUAUGACGGGGUUAUUUUACCAUUGGUGAACGCAGAUGGCUACACAUAUUCCCGAUCGGGAAAGAAGUUCACCAAUGAAACUAUCAUAUGCUCAUGCCCUUGUGCCGGAGAUCUUGAAAUCAGCAAAGUUAUCGAAAAGUAUCCAAGCAAUUGGAAUUUAAAUAGGACAUAUGACAAAUAUUUAUAG